Oryctolagus cuniculus (rabbit) is the source of this 1154-nucleotide messenger RNA. NCBI's taxonomy places the organism in Eukaryota, Metazoa, Chordata, Mammalia, Lagomorpha, Leporidae. The record is from RefSeq and is a predicted model, not a curated record.
GGAAGAGAGAAGUUACUAAGUUGCUAUCUCUUAGAGUUCCCAAACCACCCACUGGGUGAUGCUACAGAGGCAGACUUGGUACCAGAAAAACAGGAGGGGGGAAUCUCCUGCUCCCCCAGCCCCCCCCAGUGCCCUGGGGGCUUGGAGGAGGGCAGUUAUGCAGCCCCUCCUGGAGUUUGUGUCUGGCUACCCAGCUCCUCCCACCAGCACUAAGUGUAUUCCCUGAACAGGUGCAUUGGUGGGGGGGCAGCCCCCCUCAGCCCCCUCCCCAUGACAGCAAGGAGCCUCCUCCUGUCUGCUCCACCCCUUGGAGGUUAAAGGGAAGAAUUGAAUCGAGAGGGCCAGGUUCCAGGGAGACAGCAGUCCCGGGGCAGGGCCCUCUGCACCAUCCAGCCAUGGGGACUUUCGACCUGUGGACGGAUUACCUGGGUUUGGCGCGCCUGGUGGGGGCUCUCCGUGUGGAAGAAGAUCCCCAAGCCAAGCUGGAGCCCCAGCCCCAGCCCCAGCCCCAGCCCCAGCCCCAGCCCACGGAGGAUCCGAAGCCGCCCGGCCCCGAGCCCCCGCCACCCGGCCCCGAGCGCCUGUGUUCCUUCUGCAAGCACAAUGGGGAGUCGCGGGCCAUCUACCAGUCCCACGCGCUCAAAGACGAGGCCGGCCGGGUGCUGUGUCCUAUCCUGCGAGACUACGUGUGCCCACAGUGCGGCGCCACGCGGGAGCAUGCCCACACCCGGCGCUUCUGCCCGCUCACCGGCCAGGGCUACACCUCCGUGUACAGCUGCACCACGCGCAACUCCGCCGGCAGGAAGCUGUUCCGGCCCGACAAGGCGAAGGCCCAGGACCCUGGCGGCAGCCAGCACCAGCACCAGCGGCGAGGAGGCUCCAGAGGUGCGGGCAAGUCGGGCCCUUCGCCGUCGGCCUCCGCCUCUACCUAGCGGGCCGGCGCCCGAGGAGCACAGCCAACGCCGCCUGCGCCAGCGAUGGGGACCCAGGAGGCUGCGCUUUGGAAGACGUCACCCCCGGGGACCUGGCCAGGCCCGGAGCUGACCUUGGGCACCCCGCACCCUUCCCCGCGGGGACCUGCAUCUCCCCAGAGCUGGGCGAGCAAGCAGUGGGCGCUCAAUAAAUGCGUUGUCAGCCGCAGACUGAGACCCUGA